AUGUUUAGUGGUUAUCUCCAAGCUGGGAUAUACAAAGGACUUGACGGUCGCCUCGGUCUUCCUGGCUGGCGUUGGCUAUUCAUAUUCUGCGGCAUUAUCUCGCUUCCUGGACCCAUCUGGGGGUACUACGCCGUGCCUGAUAAUCCGUAUUCAACGAAAGCGAGAUGGAUGCCAGAAGACACCAAGCAGUUCUAUAUUGAUAGGAUGGAACAAAUUGAUCGUAGAGCACCUGUGCCACUUUCUUGGGUGAAAAUCAGGAAGAUACUGGGGCAUUGGCCAAUUUGGGUGAUCACCUUGAUGCUCAUAUUCCACUGCGUUAUCACACAACCGCUGAACUAUUUUUCUGUUUGGCUGAAGUCGCUUGAUCGUUUCACUGUCUAUCAGAUCAACCUGUUCCCCACUGCUGCACAAGCACUGGGUCUUGUCACAACACUCGCUUAUGCUUGGAUCUCUGACGGGCUUGGCGGAAAGAGAUGGCAGGUUAUGAUUGUUCCAGCGACCAUAAACUUUGUUGGUAUGGUAAUCGUGGCUGCUGGUCCUGGAUACGGCGCAACUUUCUUUGGAUACCUCAUCAACGCAGCUUCAUGGGGGCUGUGGCCUGUGUUGUAUGCAUGGGUGAAUGAAAUAUGCCACGAAGACGCCGAAGAACGAGCAAUAGUGAUUGAUGUCGCGCAGACAAUGGGCCAGGUCUUUAUCGCAUGGGUUCCUGUUGUUAUUCUAAACGUUGGAAAAUACGCACCCAGGUUUAAGUUGGGUUUCACCGUGAUGUCUGCACUUAGUGUCGGCGAAUUUGCGAUGAUCUUCGUCAUCCUGUGGUUCGUGACUCGAGAUGUGAAGAGGGAUAAGAUUAGUACAAAUGAUGACCAAAUCCCAUUGCCGAAAGCUAUUUAA
This is a messenger RNA of Cadophora gregata, 891 nucleotides long. RefSeq lists its product as uncharacterized. Gene Ontology annotation, cellular component: membrane. Gene Ontology annotation, biological process: transmembrane transport. NCBI's taxonomy places the organism in Eukaryota, Fungi, Ascomycota, Leotiomycetes, Helotiales, Ploettnerulaceae. Gene Ontology annotation, molecular function: transmembrane transporter activity. The record is from RefSeq and is a predicted model, not a curated record. The transcript is spliced from 5 exons. Bases 1 to 891 code for a protein of 296 amino acids.